AUGGAGCAUCAAGAGCCGACGCAGAGUGUAGAAAAUUAUCUUAAUGUAAAUUCAUCAUCACUUCCAUCAUCUAGUUCACCAUUAGUUAAUAUAAAUGGUACAAAUUGUUGUUCAUCACGUAUACUUAUUGUACCGGAAUAUUUUAUAUUUAAAUGUAAAAAAAUUGAAAUUACGGCAAGUGAUAUUUAUCAAUUAUUAUCAAUUGGACGACCUGAAUUACGUUUACGAGAUUUAAUGUUUGCUUUUAAAUCAUGGAAAGAAUCGAUAACUAAUGCUGAACUUGUUCAUCAAGAAGAAGAAACAAGAUUAAGAUUAAGUACUGAAAAUCCUCAUUCAUAUUAUAUGAAUGAAACAGUUUUACAAGCAGGUAAAUAAUAACAUUUGUCCUUCAUCAUUCAUAUAGUAAAAUCAUUAUUGAGAUAAUCACAAGAAUAGCUUAUGCAGGUGCUAAUUAUAAAUGUAGUAUAAUUAAAUAAGGAUAAAGUCAUUUUAUUCUGGAGUUGCAGAAUGUGUUUAAAAUGAUCUAAUCAUUUUAGAUGACAUAAAAAUUGAGUUUUUGUUUUAUUGAUUUGAUUAGUUUACGUCAUUGCAUAGUUAUAUUCUUAUUUUUAGGCGUAUAAAGCUCGGAGUCUAAUUUAUGUGGAUUAUUUUUUUAAUAAAUGAUCCAUUUGGAGAACUGAUAUAUAAUUAGACACCGACAAAUGCGUUCAUUUUACGGAUUAAAAGUAGAUCUUUCAUUUCUGGAAUCGUGAAUCUUCAUUUUCUUUUUAAUAAUAUGAAAUUAUUAGUUCUGAUUUCAAUUUAAUAUUUAUCUGUUCCUUCUGUUAAAGCCCCAACCAGAAGAAAAGCUAUAAUAGAAGCCGUAGGUUUCUAUCUUUUAUUAAUAAAAAUUUUUUUAAAAAUGACCGUGGAAAUAUUUCUUUUGGACUGUCUAUUAAUUCUAAUCAAGUUUUCAAACUCGAGGAGUUUGAACAUCUUUUUUUAUCAUUUUCGACUGAAAUAAUAAACCGGAUGUACUAAGAAAUACGGUAUUUUGUAACUUACUACUGUGUUUGACUUUUAGGAACACUC
Molecule: messenger RNA, 1071 nt
Organism: Rotaria sp. Silwood2
Lineage: Eukaryota; Metazoa; Rotifera; Eurotatoria; Philodinida; Philodinidae
Source: the annotation of a GenBank genome assembly